GUCGCUGAAGCUAAGUGUGUCCGAUUUGCUGCCGAGGUUUCAUACGUUUCCCAACAUGCCUCCAACAUUUUAGAUGAGUUUUAUUUCUUUACAGACUUCGUGGUGAAAAGGUUGUAUAUCACAGAGUUUAUAUACACGUCGUGGUGUAUCAUGGAGAAAAGAUCUGAGAAAACAUGCUGCGGGUGCGAACGAAUGACAAUGUGAUUAUUAUUGUUAGAAUGGAAUGAGAAAUCGUGGCUUCUUUUGUGCUGUAUUUAGGAUAAGGGACAAUACACUUUGUCGUAAAAUGUAAUUAAAGAGAUUACAUGACUUGUAUUUCUUAGAUUUGCUUACGCUUGGUGUAAGAAAAUGAUCGAGUCUUGCACUCAGAAGCGAAUGCUUUUAGCUAUUACAAUUUUGGGAGGAUUGACAUUGCUGGUGCUAGUUCUGGAAAGUCAUCUAACUGCAGGAAAUAGCAGGAAUCACGCCACAGCAGUGAAAAAUGUAACCAGCGACUGUAUAUUGCGAGAAGAGUUUUUAGUUGUUGAACCCUGCCAUCCAUGCACUGAUUUUGAGAUAACAAGUCGAAGUAUUGGCGCGUGUCUUCCUUCUCAUUUCAAGGAAGUUCUUAAAUGUAGUAAAACUGGAACAACUGUGGUGAGAAGUUGCGACAAGGUCACAUGGUUAGAAGAACGCAACUUCUGGUUAUUUGAAGGGUUAAUGUUUGCACUUGGUUUGGUCUCUUCAACGGUUGUGUAUGCAAGACAAAAGAUUCUUGAUCAUCGAAUGUUACGUAGAAUUCAGAGGCAGCUGGCAAGUGGUGUGUGAUUAAUUCGACUGGAAGAACUCUGUAAUUUUUAUUUAUUUUAUUGUAAUUUUGCCCUUAAAAAAUAAAGAAACCAAAAUCAACAUGGAUAUGCUCUACCUUCAAGUUUUUUCAGAACCUGAAAAUGGGUGGGUUCUUGUGCCAUUGGAAACAUUAAUCACUGUGUUUAUGGUCAAAUACUGCUUUGGUACUAAGAUCAAAAUGAUAAUGGUGGUGAAACAAGAUUCUACACCAGUGUUUCAAAUAAAAGUAUUAGGAAUGAAUUAUGAAGUGUUACAGAAAGAGUCCUUGCCUCAUACAGCAAAGUUGUGUGUUCUGCCUGUUAUAUUAGUCGAGAGGAGUACUUGUGUUGCUGGUCUUUGUGCAGUUCUUCGACAAUUGAUCAAGACUAUUGUGGCAGAAGAACCUAGCCAUUGGAGUCGCACACUUCUCGGUUUCAGAGAAGGGUGUCUUGUGGCAUGUGCCGAGUCAUCUGUAUGGACACGCUUCUGUGAAGUGGAUAUGAUCGCCACUACCAAGCAUUUAAUUGUUGGAAGUAUGUCAAAAACUGAAGUGAUAAUUCCUGAAGAUAUUGCUAGGUUUGAAGUGCACAUGGCACAACCUAUUCGCAUGCACAAUGUACAGAAGAAAGCACAAGAAUUGAUGAAAAAAUGUGGGAAAACCUAUGAUGUUGGUGACAUAGGUAUUGUGGAACAUUGCUUUGCUGAAGGACCUACAAUGACAUUAGCAGAUGUGAUUUUGUUCCCUUGUUUGCAUAUAGUAAUAGAGAGUAUUCGAAGUGUAUAUUUGCAACAAAAUGUACCUCUUAUAAUGAAAUGGUACCAUAAUAUGUGUGAACAAGAUGGAAUAGAAGAAUCUCUUUCAAUUUUCAACACCAUUCCUAGCAAACUUGUAGAUGAUAUGUAUGUCAUAUAUAACGUACCUGAUGUACCAAAGCAGAGCAUAUACAAGAGUGACCCUCGGAGAUAUAAACCUAGGAACAGAAUAUUUACCAGACAAGAAGAUGUUGAUGCUUCUCUUCUUGUGGUAGAUAUGCUAGGUUUGAGUGUGGAUGUUUUAGAACCACCUUUUGGUAAUGAAGUAGAAUUUGACUGGAGGUCUUUGCCGUAUGAUGCACAGCCGGAGGGUGGUCACCUGCCUGCAUCUCGCCGUGAACGUAAGAGCCAACAGUUAGAAAAUCUGACUAAAGCUGUUUUGAAAGUAGCCCAACCAGGUCACACUAUUGUUGAUUUUUGUUCUGGUAGUGGACAUUUAGGUAUUGUCUUAGCUCAUUUGUUACCAAGAUGCCAUGUUGUUUUUCUAGAAAAUAAAGAAGAAUCCUUAACCCGAGCUAGAGAGCGAGUCAAGAAACUUGGUCUCUCAAAUGUUUCUUUUUGUCAAUGCAACUUGGACUAUUUUGUGGGACAUUUUGAUAUUGGAACUUCCCUUCAUGCAUGCGGUGUUGCAACAGACUUGGUUAUUCAGUGUUGUAUUAAAGAGAGGGCUGUAUUUGUUUGUUGCCCAUGUUGUUACGGCUCUGUACAGAACAAUCACAUUAUUACAUAUCCUCGCAGUAAAUUUUUUCGAGAUUCUCCAAUGACUUUACGAGAAUAUCUUGUGUUAGGACAUUCAGCUGAUCAGACUCAUGAUGAGAAUAACGUAAAGACAGACCAGGGCAAGAAGUGUAUGGGUAUUAUAGACAAGGACCGAUGUCUUCAUGCCAGUGAAGCUGGUUAUUUUGUAUCUCUUGCAAAAUUGAUUCCUGAAUCAUGUACACCUAAAAACAAUUUGCUUGUUGGAAUACCAAAUGAAUGGCAAGAUGCAUCUUUUUAUGACUAAGAAUGACAAAUUUUGUAUACGAGGUUCAAAAAUUAUGUAAUGUCAGUAUCUUAAGAGAUCCAAAACUUGUGAGAUGUCUAAAUAUAAUGACCCAGUAAAAAACAUGUAUUACCUAAAAUAUUUGUGCUUUUUCUUUCCUCCUAGUAACUUUUAUGUAUUAACUGCAGUAAUUAUAUUUUCUUUUAAUUUUAAUAACAUUUUUAUUUUUAGAAAUGUAACUAAUUAGUCUUUAACAUUCUUUGAUAUGAGUUUUAAGUACUGUGAUGACCUUGCUGUAUUAUCAGUAUUUACUUUUAAGGGGAUGAGGAUAGGAAACGCUUUAUAAAUAAGUAUUUAAAUACAUUUAAAUACAUACACAAAAUACAUUAGGACUUGGUGUGCUAAUACAUAUGAACUUAAAUACUGUUAAUAUAUAAUUAUUUUUUUUGCAAUAUAUUGUAAUUGUCAAUUACAGUUAAUUAGUAAUUGACCAUCAUACAAAUUUCUGAGCAAUAACUAUCGUGUUGUAUUGAAACUAAUUGUAUAAACAUUUUCUGAUAUAAAAUGAUCUCAAAAAUGUCUAACCCAAAGAAAUGGAAUUUCUUUUUAAAAAGACUAAUUUUUUAAACAAAUCAUCGGACAAUAAACCCCUGGUUGGUAAAUGUAUGAAACCUGCAAAGGAAAACUCAUUCAGUUUUCAUAGAUGAACAUGAACUUAGUGUUAUAAUGCUUUCUUAUUGCUGGAUAAUUGUCCAGAAUUUUUAAUGAUUUAGAUUUUUCAUUUAAAAAUCAAUAGAAUCCAAAUUCAACUGCUGAACGGAGCUUUUUAUUUUUGUUCUAAUGAGGUGCAUUCACUAGCAGAAUCGAAUACAAAGAAACUAUCCUUGUUGUAAAGUAUCUUUUUCGUCUGUAUUUUGUUUUCUUUAAUACAUCUAUAAAAUAUAUGCCUAAAAAAAUCUCAAAAAUACAGUGUUUCGAAUAAAAAAUGUAUUUAAAAUAUGCAUUUCAAAUACUAGAAUUUAAAUGCUGACCAACCCUGAAUGCUAAUUGAGUAUGUAAAUAUGCGAAAGAAAUUGAAUGAACCUCAGCACAAUUUAUUGCUUGAUUAUGUAGGGAUGUCUCUUGGUUGUAGUUUUGUUUGCUGACGUUUAAAUAAGCCAGUACAGAAUAUGAAUUCACAUUGAGGAAACAAGUUUUACUUUUGAUUUCAUUUAUUUAGAAUAUUCUGUUGUUAUCUUGAGCAACAAACUUAGAAUUUUUGUGUUGAUGUAAAAUACGACAUUAAUGAAGUUGGGUUGGCUGUUGAUUUUACAGUUUAUUACAGCUGUGAUUCAAUCCAUAUAAAAUGUAUUUAUAUUGAGAGAGUACUAAUUUUAAUACAAGUACAAUUACAAAAUUAUUCUGAUGAAAAAUUCAGGAAAUACUUGAAAUGAUAUAAUACACAAUUGUGGUGCUACCACUUCCAUGUUAAAAUUGAUUAUCUAAUUAAUGAAAAUGAUCUUGGAGAUAAUGCAGACUAAUAUUUUGAAUAUGUCAGUAGUUCUUCAAAAUUAUUAAAACAUGAAAGGCCAAAGUAUAAUAAUUCAGAAGAAAAAAAUUGAAUGUACCUCUGCACAAUUUAUUGCUUGAUUAUGUAGGGAUGUCUCUUGGUUGUAGUUUUGUUUGCCGACCUUUAAAAUAUGUAUUACGUAAGACAACUAGGCCAAAUCCAUUCUAACUAGUGUUAUUGAAUAUUUGGUUUCUACAUUUUAUUUUGCAGCAGCAGGUAUGGGUUAAUAUGUAAGCAGACUAAAAACAUCUUUAGGAGCCCCUGAGCACUUUUGCAAAAAAUUAUUUCCUUAACUAGUUUAAUGGUUUGUACGAACUAAAAGUAAAGGUUAACCAUUUUGUUGGAUAACCAUAUUACCAUCCAAAAAUAAAUGUAUUUGAAAAAAUUGUUUUUUCAUUGCUGCUCUACAUGAAGAUAAAAUUAAAGUAUUA
Messenger RNA from Gryllus bimaculatus (two-spotted cricket), 4582 nucleotides. The record is from the annotation of a GenBank genome assembly. Lineage: Eukaryota; Metazoa; Arthropoda; Insecta; Orthoptera; Gryllidae.